Molecule: messenger RNA, 1976 nt
Organism: Gordionus sp. m RMFG-2023
Lineage: Eukaryota; Metazoa; Nematomorpha; Gordioida; Chordodea; Parachordodidae
Product: transcriptional repressor CTCFL-like
Exons: 10
Coding region: 142-1869 (575 amino acids)
Biological process (GO): regulation of transcription by RNA polymerase II
Cellular component (GO): nucleoplasm
Molecular function (GO): DNA-binding transcription repressor activity, RNA polymerase II-specific; RNA polymerase II cis-regulatory region sequence-specific DNA binding
Source: RefSeq, a predicted model, not a curated record
UUUUUAAUUUGUCCAGUCAGAUGGAUUAUGAGGAAAACCUAACGUAGCUCUGUUGUUUCCACAACUAGAGGGCGAAAACGUUCUAUAUCACGUAUCACGUAAUUUAGUAUUUUCAAGCUAUUCCCAAUUUUUCUUAUUAGAAUGAAUUUAGCAAAGCAAGAAAAUAAUUACAUGGUUAUGAGUGAAGAAGAAGCAACAAAAUAUGUUACACAAUUAGCUGAAGAUGCAUGUACUAAAGGGGAUUAUAAACCAAUAUCAAUUUCUGCUUACACAACUGAGGGCAUAUAUCAAAGUUAUUCACUUAUUCCAACUAACAACGAAGAAGAAUAUAUGCUUUUGAUUUCCCAACAACCACAACAAAAUUUAAAUAUUGAAAAUAUAAAGCAAUCUCCCCAAAAUCACCCCAAAAGCUUGAUUGAUCUAUUCAACGAAAUGGAGCAAGAGGGCAUCUAUGAUACUGAGCAAUUAAGGAAAAUUCGCAUAAUUUUGCCUCAGAAACGGGGCAGACGUAGUAAUCAAGAUAUUGACCGGGUCUCCUCAGCUCCAAAUGUAUCAAUAGAUAAAAUGCGAUUCACUUGUGCACAAUGCGCAUACUCUUCAAAUAGAAAAUCGAUUUACGAGAAACAUUUGUUGACCCAUCGCACUGAACGGCCUUUCCAAUGUCACUUUUGCGAAAAGGCCUUUAAGACACAGGUUGCCCUCAAACAACAUAUCAAUAGUCAUGAGGGAAAGAAACCUAACAAAUGCACUGACUGUACAUCGGCUUUUACGACGCCUGGCGAAUUGCAUCGCCAUAUCAAAUACAUUCAUACUCAUGAAAAACCUCAUAAAUGUACGGAAUGUAAUUACGCGAGCGUUGAAUAUUCCAAACUAAGACGUCAUAUGCAAGCUCAUUUAGGAUUUAAGCCGUACGCAUGUCCUCAUUGUAGUUACAGAAGUGUCGAUAAUUUCAAACUCAAACGACACUUAAGAAUUCACACUGGCGAAAGACCAUACAAAUGCGAUAUUUGCCAAAGCUCCUUUAACCAGAGAACCACUCUUAAAAUGCAUAUAUUGACUCACUCAACUGAAAAACCAAAAUACAAAUGCCAUUUAUGUCCGUCCACGUGUGGUAGAAAAACAGAUUUAAGGGUUCACUUUCAAACUUUACACAAUUGCGAUAUACCCAUCUUGUGCAAAAAAUGUGGCAAAUUUUUUCCUGAUCGAUACACCCAUAAAGAACAUGCUAGAACUCAUAAAGGUGAAAAAUGUUUUAAAUGUGAGCUUUGUAGUUAUGCUACCCAUUUACGGCAAAAUUUGGAUAUGCAUAUGCUUGUCCAUACUAACCAAAAACCUAUCGUUUGCAAGUUUUGCGACAAACGUUUCAAACAAAAAUCUCAAAUGACCAAACAUAUGGAAGCCUUGCAUAUCGAUAAAGAGUUUGAAAACUUUAAAAAAGCGAAAAUGUUUCAAGAUCAACAUAUUAACCUGGGCAUGGAAACCGAUGAUAAUCAACCAAUUUUUGAAUCUAUUGAUGUUGAUUUAAGUUCUUCAGUUCAACCUUUAAAUAUCUAUAAUAUUAUGAACCCAGAAAAUUUAAAUGAAUCGAUUAAAGGGAAGAACAAAUACUGCUGUCAGCAUUGCUCAAAUGUCUACACUACAAAAUGUCGGUUAACUAACCAUAUAAGGACCACUCAUUUUAAAAAAAAGGUUGCAAUUCAACAAAAUCACGAAAAAAGAAACAACGAGAUCGAUGUUUUGCCCAAUAUUGAUGAUAAUAUUAUGGGAGAAGAUAUGAUAAAAUUUAGCAUAAAAGAAUUAUCCGGACUAAAAGAAAAUACUCUUAUUAUGAUUUUAGAAAAUGAUCUUGCAACAACCAACGAAUUUUAGUUAUUUCAAAGUUGUUCCGUUUUAUAGAAUGUACAUUUUAUAUUAGUAAUUGGUCUUGUUUCUCUUAACAUAACAAAUUAGUGUGAUAAAGAUUAUGCAUUAUAAAA